Cyclopterus lumpus (lumpfish) is the source of this 2371-nucleotide messenger RNA. RefSeq names its product premelanosome protein b (gene pmelb). Gene Ontology annotation, biological process: melanosome organization. The record is from RefSeq and is a predicted model, not a curated record. Bases 368 to 2320 code for a protein of 650 amino acids. NCBI's taxonomy places the organism in Eukaryota, Metazoa, Chordata, Actinopteri, Perciformes, Cyclopteridae. Gene Ontology annotation, cellular component: melanosome. The transcript has 13 exons.
UUACUUUCCACCACUGGUCGCGAGGAGGAAGAGAUUAGGUUUAACAUCCACGCGACGGUAGUUUUAAAGUGGACCGCGUGCAGUUUUACACGCAGCUCGUGAACCGAACAACCCGAAAAACACACGGAAUAAACAUUAAUAAUGUGACCGAUGGAGGUCAAACGCAUCCGGUAGCCGAUGUGCGGUAGCUAAUUUAUUUGGACCCCGGACAUAUAUGGCGGGACACUUUAUAUCUAACAUCGGGAGCAACAUUUACAUUUUUUAAUACACGUUACAAUCUAAGUUAACUUCCCCAGCGGCUUAUUCGCCGUUACGGUAGCUCGUAAACAUAUAUUUGUCCGGUCGACUCGUUUCGCGUCGUGUUUGAAUGGACAACGUGAACACACGCCGGCUGUUCGGCUUCACUCCCGGCGGACACGUUUUAUACCGGAAACGGCUCUUUAACUUCGCUCUCUGGGAUAUUUCAUACAGAGGAGGAGCUCUGACAAUGUGGACGUCUGUGGUGCUGUUGGUGUUUCUGGCAGUGGCCUCACAAACUGUGGCAAAGCCCAGAAACCGUUUCACUCGUUAUCCAUCAUGGAACAAUAAGAUGUACCCAAUCUGGAAAGAUGGAGACCAGCGAUACAAAGACUCCUGGAAAGGUGGAAAAGUGACUUUCAAUGUGGGGAACGAUUCACCGACUCUGACUGGAGCCAAAGUUACUUUCACCAUCGACUUGGAGUUCCCACACAGCCAGAAGGUGCAGAAUAACGGGGACGUUGUUUGGGCCGAAGACUGCACAGUAAAUGGAACAAAGUACCACGAGUCUGAGCCAGUAUACCCAACUCAGAACACGGACUGGGAAGCUGUUUUCCCUGAUGGGACUCCAAUCAGGAAGGACCAGAAGCCAGCCUACGUGUUUGUCUGGAAGACCUGGAGUCAGUACUGGCAGGUGGCAGACGGUUCCUCUUCCUCCCUGACCAUCGAUACAGACGACAUCCCACUGGGCUCCUACACCAUGGACAUUGUUAUCUACCACUACCGCAGCAAAGAGAAGUUCAUUCCUCUGGGAUAUGCCUCCACUCAUUUCUCCAUCACUGAUCAAAUUCCCUUCGCUGUCUCCCUGGACCAAGUCAACGACAUCAUGGCCGGGGACAUGCGCUUUGUCCAGAACAGGGCAAUAGCCUUCACCAUCACCCUCCACGACCCCAGCCAGUACCUCAGCAACGCAGACGUCACCUUCAACUGGGACUUUGGGGAUAAAAGCGGAGCCCUGAUAUCCAGAGAGCUGACUGUCACUCACACCUACAUCAACUCUGGCUCGUUCAAGCCUCAGGUAGUGAUCCAGGCGGUCAUCCCAGAUAAGGCCUGCGACCCACCAGUUGAUCCUCCAACCAAGGCCCCAGGUCCACCUCCUCACAAGGGCACCACAGUUAAAGCUGCUGCACUGGCGUCUGCUGUCCCCAUACUGGUCUCCACCAAGGCCACUGGUCUGACUGUCAACAUGGUUCCUUCAGACACAGAGGAGGACAACACUGAGGAUGAGGCCUCCACUGCGGCCAACACUCAGCCGGCCCAAGAUGCACCCGCAGUGGCCAAGACUCCCUCCCCCGUCAAUCACGUCAAUGAAAUGCCAGCCAACAAUGAGGCGCGAACAGGUGCAAAGCAAACAGUGACCCUGACGGGCCAAGCUACCGUAGUAGUCGUUGCUAAGAGGGAUGCUGAUGACGACUGCGGGAUUUAUCGUUAUGGCUCCUUCUGCACGGGCAUCGAAGUGUUCGAGGGAAUUGAAAAAGUAGAGAUCGUACAAAUGGACAAUGCUGUGAUGACAACGCCAGAGAUGAACAGAAAUGUUUUGGAUAUCACUGUUACCUGCCAGGGAAGCCUUCCAAAAGAGGUGUGCAGCGUGAUCCUGGAUGCAGAGUGCUUGAGGCCGAUUCACUCGGCAUGCAACAUGGUGGAGCCCUCCAAAGAGUGCCAGCUGGUGUUGCGUCACUUCUUCAAUGACUCUGGUGUCUAUUGCAUCAACGUGUCCAUGGCCAACGACGUCAGUUUAGCCGUCACCAGUGCCAGAGUCAACGUGGACAUAGGUUCAGGUCUGUCCUCUCCUGGCACCAUCGGCAUGGUGUUAGGGGUCCUGGUACUCGUUCUAGCAAUCGGAAUAGUGGCAUAUUCUUAUAGGCGCUUUAAGUCCUACCGUCCUCUGAAGGAAGAGCUGAUCGCUGAAGACCUGCAGGACAGCCGGGCUCACGUCAGUUCCGGAGCCUCCAUGUUCUGGAAGCUUCUGAACAGACGGGGAGCUGCGGACGACUGCCCUCUGCUGCAGGACCGACCGGUGUAAACCAGCCUCACACCACCAAAUACAAAACCAAGAAACUUAUGAUUUGCAAGU